AUGUCGUUAGAACUUUUUGAUUUUACUCAAAAAUCUUUAUGGAUUUCUUUUGCUUCAAUAUCUUUCAAUCCUCUUUUUUGGAAUAUUGCUGCUAGAGUAGCAGAAUAUCGUACAAAGUUCAUAACUCGUCUUCUUGGUGGAAAUCAAUACUAUGGCUGUUAUGCGUUGGCUAUUACUAUUUUCUCACUUGGAAUUUUCAGGGAUUACUUGUUAGUAUUAUAUAAAAUGGCAAUAGAUCAUCAACCAAAGUCUUCGUUUUUACAAAAUGAUUUGAUUAAGGGUUUAGCCGCGCUUUUAUUCUUUACAGGAAAUACUUUUGUGUUAUCAUCAAUGUAUGCGCUAGGUGUAACUGGAACUUAUCUCGGUGAUUACUUUGGUAUUCUAAUGGAUAAACGAGUUACAUCUUUUCCAUUUAAUGUCCUUGAAAAUCCGAUGUAUUAUGGAUCUUCGAUGGUGUUUUUAGCCACUGCUUUAUGGUUUGCGUGUCCUACUGGAAUCCUUUUAACUAUAUGGGCGUUUAUACUUUACUUGAUAGCACUUCAAUUUGAAGGGCCUUUUACCACAAUGAUCUAUGAAAAACGUAAAAAGAAUAAAUAA
Molecule: messenger RNA, 597 nt
Organism: Cetraspora pellucida
Lineage: Eukaryota; Fungi; Glomeromycota; Glomeromycetes; Diversisporales; Gigasporaceae
Source: the annotation of a GenBank genome assembly